GAUUUGCUCACUACACGGCGUCAGUGUCGUUUCCCUGCAUUCAGCGCGAACGCCCCACGUUGGUCCUUUUCUGCCGAAGCUCGUUGUUCAAGAUGCCGUCUGUCGGUGUUAAAGACGUUGAGCAGCAGGCCUUCGUGCGGGCACUUUCCGCGUUUCUCAAAAAGUCGGGCAAGCUAAAGGUUCCGGACUGGGUGGAUGUUGUCAAAACCGGCAUCUACAAGGAACUGGCCCCUUGUGAUGAGGACUGGUUCUACACACGAUGCGCCUCAGUGGCCCGGCACCUGUACAUGCGCUCUCCGUCCGGAGUCAAGGCCAUGCGGAAGAUCUACGGGGGUCGGUAUCGCAACGGAGUGAAGCCGUCCCACUUCUGCCCUGCCUCUGCCAGUGUGGCCCGCAAGGCGCUCCAGGCCCUCGAACAGCUGAAGCUGGUAGAACAGGACCCCAGCGGGGGCCGCAAGCUUACCAGCCAAGGCAGGAAGGACUUGGACCGGAUUGCUGCUCAGAUCAAGAUCAAGGCUUCUGCUGCACCCGUGGUUGCGAAAUAGACAAUGUGCGCUGAGGAAUAAAAAGUUUUCCAACUCUUGC
This is a messenger RNA of Ixodes scapularis (black-legged tick), 585 nucleotides long. RefSeq names its product 40S ribosomal protein S19 (gene RpS19a). The coding region runs from base 93 to 545 and encodes 150 amino acids. The record is from RefSeq and is a predicted model, not a curated record. The transcript is spliced from 5 exons. Gene Ontology annotation, cellular component: cytosolic small ribosomal subunit; ribosome. Gene Ontology annotation, biological process: translation; ribosomal small subunit assembly. Gene Ontology annotation, molecular function: structural constituent of ribosome; RNA binding. NCBI's taxonomy places the organism in Eukaryota, Metazoa, Arthropoda, Arachnida, Ixodida, Ixodidae.